Molecule: messenger RNA, 708 nt
Organism: Priceomyces carsonii
Lineage: Eukaryota; Fungi; Ascomycota; Pichiomycetes; Serinales; Debaryomycetaceae
Exons: 1
Coding region: 1-708 (235 amino acids)
Cellular component (GO): prospore membrane; lipid droplet; ascospore wall
Source: RefSeq, a predicted model, not a curated record
AUGUUUAUAAUAAUGUAUCCAGUUCAGGCCGCUAUCAUGGUACUUUUUACGGGCCCCCUCGCAAUAAUUACUGCUUGGAUGGCGGUUCUUCAACAGAGCGGAAUAGUAUCAGUAUUCAUCAUAACUUAUUUAUUAAUGCCUGAGAUUCAAAGAGUGGCGUUUGAUGCGGUUCUCAGUAGAGAAUGUGCUGAUGACGUUGUCCUUUUAGGAAAGUUAAGAAGAGUUGUUAAAGUUCCAUUUCUUGUGAAGUGUGGAAAUUUCCUCUGGAAGGUUCCAACAGUUUUGAUUCUUCCAUACACUAUUUGCAAAGCAUUGUUGAUAUUUGUGUUGAGUUCUAUACCACUCCUCGGGCCUGUAAUAGUAGUUCUAAUUCAGGCACCAUCUAAGGGAUUGCAAGCACAUGCCAGAUAUUUUGCGUUGAAAGGAUAUGACAAGAAGAAAAUUAAUGAAAUUUACAAGGCAAAUACAGGAGCCUAUAUGGGAUUCGGUAUAACUGCAAACUUGUUAGAAUCAAUUCCUUUAUUCAGUGUAUUUUUCAUGUUUACAAACACUGUUGGUGCUGCGCUCUGGGUAGUAGCAAUCGAGCAGGAAGAAAAGCAAAAAGCUGAAAAUGAAGCUGCGAACGAAGCUGCUGCAAUCGAGAAUAUAGAAUUAAUCGAGUCUUCUGAAAAGUUCAUCGAGGAGAGUAAAAUUCACCAAAGCAUCUAG